CGACGUGUUCCAACUGAACGGCUUGUGCUCCGUUCAAUCGAAAAAUGUGUGAAUUCAGGCAGAUUCUUUACAGCUGACAGAAAAUUCUGACAAGUAAUGACGAACUAUAGAGCAGCCUGCUAUCCCCGGGAAGACCGUCUGAACAGUUCUGAAUUCUCCAUUUAUCAACCGGAUCCUGACGAUGUUCCGGAUCCCGAAGAGUUUCAGACUGCGGUAGCAAGAUUCGGGCAGCGCCCUGAAAAAGAUGCUGCACACUACUUGGAAUCGUACAUAUCUACGUGCGAGGAAAAUGAGGUUACACCGGUGCCACAAAUGUUCAGAUUAUUGCAGGCUAAAGCCAAGAAAAAUUUGGUCGAUCGUCUGCAAAAUCGAAGAGCUUCUGUCUAUUUACCUGGGAACGAUUCCGCGUCGAAUCGGCGGUUGGAUGAUAUUGACUUAGCAGUGAUAUGCAGUUUUAUGGAGUAUCACUUUCCGGAUGGCAUUCGAAGUAUUGAUUUAAGAUAUAACGUUCUGGAGGAUGCUGAAGCGCUUUGCACGCUUUUGAAGAAUUCUACUGCUAUGAAGGCAGUUAACUUGAUGUACAACCCUUUGACUGAAACGUCCAUUGCGACGUUGGCAUCUGCCGCAUUGGUUAGUUCCUUCGUCGUUCUGUUAAGCGCAAUACAACGACUACUAUUUCACGAGUUUUUCCUAUAUGUGUCAAAAUGCCUGGUGAAUCUUUGCCUUAAUGGAGUGAAAUUGGCGAAAACUAGUGGACUGAUCAUUGCGGAUCUUGUUAUAAACCUUCCAAGUUUGCGGUAUCUUGGACUCGCAUACUGUGAAGUGAAGUUAGAAGUUCUCAUUGCCAUAAUGAUUCCCAUCAAGACCAACGUAAUUGAACUGAGUGCUCUGGACAUUACCAGUCCCAAUAUCCCGGACUGGGCCAGCAAAACGGUUUUUAUUGACCAGUGCGCGGACAUGCUGGUCCCAUCCAAAUACUUAAAAGAGCUUUAUUUGGGCAAAAUGGGCCUUGAUGAUUUCGCACUGGAGCGAUUACUUCCUGCUUUGCAGAGGAAUACAUCAUUGCAGCUUCUGGAUCUGCAUGGGAAUAAACUAAACCGGGACGGCGCCAGAAUGCUGAUGCGGCUGAUUCAAAACGGCUCGCGACUUGAGGUUUUAAAUUUGGACUGCUCCAGCUUUACGGAUGAGGGGGCCGAAUAUAUGGCCAACGCUAUUUAUGAAAGCGAUUUUCUAAAAACGAUUUCCCUCCGAUUUUGUCGCAUCGGCGACCAAGGCAUCGAUUAUCUAUCAAAAGCCAUAGCUCAUGGAAAGGUCAGCCGCAUUUAUGUGUGGCAGGGGACAUCGAUCAAAGGACCGGGUUGCAAAGCUUUCUGCGAUUUGAUGAAUCGUGGUCGCAUCCAGGAAGAUCAGACGGAUGUACGCUUUUACAAAGUGGAUGAAGUGUGUCAAAUGGCGGAAAACAGCCAUGCAGGAAUCAGACGAUGGGAAUUGUACACUCCCAAUUAUGGAGGAUAUUCCCACCAGGCCUGCUAUGACGGUUUUGCAGAGCCAGAACCCCAACCAUACUUCAACACUUUUUAAUGAUCGUUGCCAUCGUUCUUAAUACUUAGCAAAUUCAAACUUAUGCGAGCCAUUUUGAUUUUCGAUUCCAUUCAGCGCGUUUUCACACGCAGCGCGAAGUACUUGGGUAAACGUCCAAAAGCCAUCAUCAGCGCUCCAAUGUCUGAUGGCUUUUUUACAGUGUAAGCCUUUGCGUUGUUUAAUAAACCCGACACAUAAAGAUUUUG
Molecule: messenger RNA, 1787 nt
Organism: Paramacrobiotus metropolitanus
Lineage: Eukaryota; Metazoa; Tardigrada; Eutardigrada; Parachela; Macrobiotidae
Product: leucine-rich repeat-containing protein 34-like
Exons: 7
Coding region: 97-1581 (494 amino acids)
Molecular function (GO): protein binding
Source: RefSeq, a predicted model, not a curated record